AGCAAAACAACUUGAAUAAGUUUUUUUACCUUCUCAUUAAUCUAUACUCAAUUAGCUGGUUUAAUCAAUUCUUUAAGCUUCAACCAUGUGUACUCGUUUGUUUAUUUUUGUUUCGUUGGUUGUUGGUUGCUUGAUGAGCAAUAUCAAUGUGUCGGUGGAAGCUCGUCGCCUUCUAGAAGUGCCCGAACUUCCAAAGCCCACUUUACCGGAGUUACCAAAACAUGAAGUGCCUAAACUUCCACAAGCACAUGUGCCAGAGAUUCCUAAGCCUUCUUUGCCCGAGCUACCAAAACCAAAUAUGCAUGAGCUGCCUAAGCCUGCCUUACCCGAGUUGCCAAAACCAGACAUGCAUGCACUUCCAAAACCUAGUGUGCCUGAAAUUCCAAAACCCACAUUGCCCGAGCUACCAAAACAUGAAGCGGAUGAACUUCCAAAACCUAUUGUACAUGAAAUUCCUAAGCCCACCUUGCACGAGCUACCGAAACCAGACAUGCAUGAUCUACCAAAACCUAUUGUACACGAGAUUCCAAACCCUACCUUACCCGAGCUGCCAAAACCAGACGUGCAUGAACUCCCAAAACCUAGUGUACAUGAAAUUCCUAAGCCCGCCUUACCCGAAUUACCAAAACCUGAAGUUCAUGGACUUCAAAAUCAACCUGUACCUGAAAUUCCUAAGCCCACCUUACCUGAGAUACCAAAACAAGAAGUGCAUGAACUUCCAAAACCUAUAGUGCCUGAGAUUUCUAAACCCACCCUACCCGAAAUUCCAAAACCAGAAUUACAUUACCUCCCAAAACCAAUUAUGCCUAAAAUUCCUAAACCUAACUUGUCUGAGAUACCAAAACCAGAAGUGCAUGAUCUUCCAAAACCCGUUCUUCCUGAAAUUCCUAAGCCUACCUUACCUGAGAUACCAAAACCCGAAGUACAUGAACUUCCAAAACCUACUGUGCCCGAACUUCCUAAGCCCCAACUACCCGAGAUACCAAAACCAAAGGUUCAUGAAGUUCCAAAACCCAGUAUCCCUGAACUUCCUAAGCCCACCUUGCCGGAGCUUCCUAAACCUGUAAUCCCAGAAAUUUCAAAGCCCACAUUCUCGAGUGUCCCAAGCAAACCAUGAAGUGCUUAAAGAUAUUGUGCAAUAUUUUUUAUUAUUCAUUCGUAAAUUUAUUGACAUCUCAGUUGAAUGUGUGUUUUUAUUUGUAUGAUCAUAGUAUUAUGCUUUUGUGUGUAUGAUUUUCUUUGGCUUUAACAUUGGAUCAAUUAGUUA
Molecule: messenger RNA, 1267 nt
Organism: Amaranthus tricolor (Joseph's coat)
Lineage: Eukaryota; Viridiplantae; Streptophyta; Magnoliopsida; Caryophyllales; Amaranthaceae
Product: protein PELPK1-like
Exons: 1
Coding region: 86-1117 (343 amino acids)
Source: RefSeq, a predicted model, not a curated record